Apodemus sylvaticus (European woodmouse) is the source of this 1995-nucleotide messenger RNA. RefSeq names its product Wnt family member 9B (gene Wnt9b). Lineage: Eukaryota; Metazoa; Chordata; Mammalia; Rodentia; Muridae. Bases 1 to 1995 code for a protein of 664 amino acids. The transcript is spliced from 11 exons. The record is from RefSeq and is a predicted model, not a curated record. Gene Ontology annotation, biological process: canonical Wnt signaling pathway; neuron differentiation; multicellular organism development. Gene Ontology annotation, molecular function: frizzled binding; cytokine activity. Gene Ontology annotation, cellular component: extracellular region.
AUGGGGGUGGGGGACUCAGAACCAGCCCAAACUAAGCUCAUUUCCUGGUACGACAAUGAAUACGGCUGCAACACCAGGGUUGUGGAACUCAUGGCCUACAAGGAGUCAGAAGUCCUGGACCCCCCACCCCAGCAAGAGAGCAAGAGGGAGGCUCUCGCAGCCCCAGAGCCCCAGAGUAAUUUGAAAGUGGUCCUUUGGAAGAAAAAAAUGGAGUCCAACACCACAACACCACAAGUGGAAGCAGCUGCUUCCAGAGUGUACCCUCAGUUGCAAUCCAAAGGUGGCAUUGAGUUCCUCCUCUACAACAGCAUCUUGAAUCUCUAUGGUCACAAGCCUCCCCUGCCGCGCCUCCCCACCCCUCAAAGUAUUGGACGUAUUUCGGGACAACAAUCCAGUCUUACGAGACAGACCCCGGGCACUCAACAGGAGCUUAGCUGUGUGUCCCUGGACGGACGUGGCUACCUCGACCUUCCACGGACACUUGUUGCAGGGCGGGCAGAGCUUGGCGGAGCCUAUAGGGCGAGGGGCUCGCCGGCUGCGAGGCUCCCUCCCCGGGCCGCUCGCGCUCCGCCCUACUUGGGUUUAAAGCCCCGCGGGCAGCUGGUGGCGGCGCUACGAGCGCCGAGUGGCGCAAGGAGAUGCGAGAGAGCACCCGCCGCCAGCACCAUGCGCCCCGCGCCCGCGUUGGUCCUGGCCGCGCUCUGCCUGCUGGCGCUGCCUGCCGCCGCUGCCGCCGCCGCCUACUUCGGCUACACCCCUAGUCAAGCAAGGCUCACAGUCCAAGCACAGCAGAAGCUGCUCUCAGGAAACCACCGCAGGGUGCGAGGGUCUAGGGGCAACCUCACUGGCUGGAACAGCAGCCAUGCUCAUCGCCAAGAACUUGCCCCAGUGGGCCUGACUGAAGGGAGAGGACAUGAGCUCUGUCACUUUCACAGCACCGAGCCUUCGGCCACCUCACUCAAAUACUCUGCUCUGACUGUCUGGCCUGUAGAAUGUGGCCUGACCGGUCGUGAGGUCCUGACACCCUUCCCAGGCCCGGGCACAGAGGCAGCCCCGGCACAGGCCGGUGCCCACCUGAAGCAGUGUGACCUGCUGAAGCUGUCCAGGCGGCAGAAGCAGCUCUGCAGGAGGGAGCCUGGCCUGGCUGAGACCCUGAGGGAUGCCGCACACCUGGGGCUGCUGGAGUGCCAGUUCCAAUUCAGGCAGGAGCGCUGGAACUGCAGCUUGGAGGGGAGGACCGGCCUGCUCCAGAGAGGCUUCAAAGAGACGGCCUUCCUGUAUGCAGUGUCUGCGGCUGCCCUCACGCACGCGCUGGCCAGGGCCUGCAGUGCUGGGCGCAUGGAGCGCUGUACCUGUGAUGACUCCCCAGGCCUGGAGAGCCGGCAGGCCUGGCAGUGGGGCGUGUGUGGUGACAAUCUGAAGUACAGCACCAAGUUCCUCGGCAACUUCCUGGGGCCCAAGAGAGGAAGCAAGGACCUGCGGGCGAGAGCUGACGCCCACAACACCCACGUGGGCAUCAAGGCUGUGAAGAGCGGCCUGAGAACAACCUGCAAGUGCCACGGUGUGUCAGGCUCCUGUGCUGUGCGUACCUGUUGGAAGCAGCUUUCCCCAUUUCGCGAGACGGGCCAGGUGCUGAAGCUACGCUACGACACAGCUGUCAAGGUGUCCAGUGCCACCAAUGAGGCCUUGGGCCGUCUGGAGCUAUGGGCACCCGCUAAGCCAGGUGGGCCCGCCAAGGGCCUAGCACCCCGGCCUGGGGACCUGGUCUACAUGGAAGAUUCUCCCAGCUUCUGCCGACCCAGCAAGUACUCUCCGGGCACAGCAGGCAGGGUGUGUUCUCGGGACUCAAGCUGUAGCAGCCUAUGCUGCGGGCGAGGCUAUGACACCCAGAGCCGCAUGGCGGUUUUCUCCUGCCACUGUCAGGUGCAGUGGUGCUGCUAUGUGGAGUGCCAGCAGUGCGCACGGCAGGAGCUGGUGUAUACCUGCAAGCGUUAG